UAUGGAGGAUAUAUAAACAAUGUUCACCAGCGAUUCAUUCAGAAUAGAAGAUAGAGCGGGUAAAGUUUGUAGCGUAGAGGCAUCCUGUUCACUUUUGUGUUGUCAGCCUUAUCUCAAUCUAGUUGAGGUUCAGGGACGUAAGGCGGUUUUGAUUUGCAAGUGGGCCAGAUCUGUCUGAUACACUGCUCUCAGAAUGCAUCCGUUCACCACUAUAGCUGUGUUGGUCCUUGGUUGCUUUGCAGUCCUGGGCAACUGUGCCCCGAGCUUGAAUUCAAAGAGAACGAAUGCGGUUUGUCGAGUUGAAGAACGAUUACUGCGACAGAUGAGACACAAGGUCCACGUGUUGUCUAGAGAUGCUCAAAGGCAGGACGAGGACACGGACACCAGGCUGGUGGGAAAGGAGCUAUUCCGAGGGCUAGAGGAAUCUGGCAGCUGCUACGUGCUCAGAGAAGUGAUUGACUUCUAUCUUAUAACAGUUCUGAACUCCGCCGAAUUGCAGACCAAGUACCCGCACCUGGACGAGGUGAAGGAGUUUCUCACCGUCCUGAUGAAACGGCACAUGUCUGAUUGCGAAACAGAAGAGAAAACGAAAGCCAACGAAAAGAUUGACGGACUGAAGCAGAAAGUGGACCAGCUGGGCGAGGCGAGUAAGGCCAAGGUUGUGGGGGAACUUUUCAUCCUCCUUCAGGAGAUAGGGAGCCGCUGCUCAACUGUGGAAAGAUAACCUGGUGACGAGGGGAAACCAGGAAUCGAUGGAUGAGGAAAGGGCUCAAGACACAAGGACACUGUGAUACUUUCUCAAGAACACAUUUUGUUAACUUAACAAAUGAAAUAUUUAUUUCUGAUGUAUUUAUUGUGUAUAACGUUAUACACAUCAUUGUAAUUACUUACAGUAAGCUAUGUAGCAAUCUAUAUUGUAUUGCUAAU
Messenger RNA from Leucoraja erinaceus (little skate), 927 nucleotides. Its product is annotated as interleukin-22-like. The transcript is spliced from 5 exons. The record is from RefSeq and is a predicted model, not a curated record. Gene Ontology annotation, cellular component: extracellular region. The coding region runs from base 194 to 724 and encodes 176 amino acids. NCBI's taxonomy places the organism in Eukaryota, Metazoa, Chordata, Chondrichthyes, Rajiformes, Rajidae.